Messenger RNA from Poeciliopsis prolifica (blackstripe livebearer), 2637 nucleotides. Its product is annotated as major histocompatibility complex class I-related gene protein-like. Gene Ontology annotation, biological process: immune response. Gene Ontology annotation, cellular component: external side of plasma membrane. The record is from RefSeq and is a predicted model, not a curated record. Lineage: Eukaryota; Metazoa; Chordata; Actinopteri; Cyprinodontiformes; Poeciliidae.
UUCCUUGUUUACCUGUCCAGUCUGUUCUCACGAAGGAAGAAAUGAGCUGCAAGAAACUGGAGCUAAAGAUGUGAAGCUACAUCGGAGAAAUGACGCCCUUAAUAUUUCUGAUUCUAGUGGGAAUUGAAGGAUCCACCGCUGCGACCCACUCUCUGAAGUAUUUCUACACGGGAUCUUCAGGAAUAGAAAACUUCCCAUCAUACGUCUCUGUUGGGUUGGUGGAUGGAGUUCAGAUUAGUUACUGUGACAGCAACAUCAACAGAGCCAUCCCUAAACAGGACUGGAUGAAUAAAGUGACUUCAGAAUAUCCGAAGUACUGGGAGGAGGAAACAGAGACAUGUCGGGUUAAACAGCGAAUCUUCAAAGAAAACCUAGAAAUUGCCAAAAAACGUUUUGACCAGACUGAAGGAGUUCACGUCUUUCAGCAGAUGUAUGGCUGUGAGUGGGAUGAGGAGACUGGAGAGGUCAAAGGUUAUGAUCGGUUUGGUUAUGAUGGAGAAGAUUUAAUAAUACUGGACCCACAGACACAGGAAUGGAUCGCUCCAAAACCACAAGUUAACAUCACCAAACAAAAGUGGAAUAAUAACAGAUAUGAUUUAGACCAUGAGAAGAAAUACUUAACUCAAAUAUGUGAGUGGCUGAAGAAAUAUGUGAGCUAUGGGAGAAACUUACUGAUCAAAACAGUGCACCCCCCAGUGUCUGUCUUCCAGAGGUUUUCCUCCUCUGUGGUCAGCUGCCAGGCUACAGGUUUCUACCCCAACAGAGCUGAAAUGUCCUGGAGGAAAGAUGGAGAGAAGAUUCAUGAGGGUGUCGGGAAUGGAAAAAUCCUCUCGAACAAUGAUGGAACCUAUCAGAUGAACAUUUAUCUUGAAGACUGGACGAGGUAUGAAUGUGUGUUCAAGAACAAUAAAGGUUCCCAUUCUCUGAAGUAUUUCCUCACUGCAUCCUCUCAAGUCCCAAAUUUCCCACAGUUUGUGGCUGUUGGGAUGGUUGAUGAUGUUCAGAUGUUCUACUAUGACAGCAACACAAUGAAAGCCGAACCAAAACAGGACUGGAUGAGGGAGAACACGGAUCAGCAGUACUGGGAGAGAGAGACUGGAAUCCAUCUGGGUUACCAGCAGUGGUUCAAAGCCAACGUUGAAAUUCUGAAGCAACGUUUCAACCAAACUGCAGGUGCUCACAUUUUCCAGCUCAUAUACGGCUGUGAGUGGGAUGAUGAGACUCAACAGGUUACUGGCUAUGAACAGCAUGGCUACGAUGGGGAAGACUUCAUAACAUUGGACAUGAAGACAAACACAUAUGUUGCUGCAAAACAACAGGCUGAAAUUACUAAAAACAAAUGGAACAAUAACAAAGCUUUUCUGGCGAUCAGAAAGAACUACCUCAACCAGAUUUGUCCUGAGUGGCUGAAGAAAUAUGUCGGCUAUGGGAGAAGCUCUCUGAUGAGAACAGUUCGUCCAUCAGUGUCUCUCCUCCAGAAGUCGUCCUCCUCUCCAAUCAGCUGCUUCGCUACGGGUUUCUAUCCUAACAGAGCUGAAAUGUUCUGGAGGAAAGAUGGAGAGGAGAUUCAUGAUGGUGUAGUCAAAGGAGAGAUCAAGCCCAACAAUGAUGGGACCUUCCAGAUGAGCAUUCACAUCGAUCUGUCAUCUGAUCCGACGGAAGACCGAACCAAGUAUGAAUGUGUGUUUCAGCUCUCUGGAGUUGAUGACAUCAUCAAUAGACUGGAGAAAACAAGAAUCAGGACCAAUGAAUCACCAAAUACCCCCGAUGUGAUCAUCCCUGUUGUUGUUCUUGCUCUCAUUGCUGUCCUCGGUCUCAUUGCUGUGAUUGGAUUCAUUAUUUACAGGAAGAAUAAAGCCAAGCGUCCGCCUUCUCCUAUAGUAAAAGGUCCGGCUCCAGAGGAAACCCAGUUUCUUCCAAAUGAAAAUGCAGAAUCAGAACAACAACAGCAAGUUCAUCAAUGAAAUUUUCACUGACCAAGAAAUGGCUCCACUUUCUCUAUUCUUGUUAAAUUGUAUUUCUUGUCAUGUUGGACAGAAAUACAUCAACUGGUUCAAAUUCUGUUCAAUCAAAUUGGAGUUAUUUUAUUUUUAUGGUCUGGGAAAAUGUUGACCUUUUUCUUUAGCAAAAAAGUUUUGCUUUUCAUCCAAACACAGCAACUCUGACAACUAAAGCUCAUAUCUGCAAAAAUCAAACAUUUUAUCUCUGGGUAGCAGGUAAUGUAAUAUAUUAUGUUUUGUUUAUGUGUUAAAACUUUUCUGAUCCAAUCAACUUCCAGUACAUUAAGACUUAUAGCUGUAAUAUGGGAACAGGGUUAAGUUUUGUAUCACAGUGAUUAUCACACAUAUAGAUUUGAUUUCUAGAUCUGCCAAUAUUCACCUGAUUAUCAUAAAUAUUUUGGGUAAAUUGUAUUUUUUUCUUUCAUCACUUUUAGCUCAGUUUCUAUUGUUUAACUGCCUUAGUUUUUAUUUUUAUUUUAAUUAAAAUAACUUUAAAAACUGCUUUUUCAGUCAUUUAUAUUUAAUGUAGACAAUAAAAUAUUGAGUAAGGAAUAUUUUUUUCUUUUUUAAAGAUCUGGGGUUUAAUUUCUUAUGUUGAGUUAAAUAAAGUGGUUUUCUGUUUAAAUCAGUUCUUGUA